Cuscuta epithymum is the source of this 1304-nucleotide messenger RNA. NCBI's taxonomy places the organism in Eukaryota, Viridiplantae, Streptophyta, Magnoliopsida, Solanales, Convolvulaceae. The record is from the annotation of a GenBank genome assembly.
CUCGAGUAAUCUUUAGUUGCCUUUCCUCUUUCCAUUGUGCUUCGAAUUCACUGCCUUUUUACAUCUAGGGAGUGGUUAUUAAAUGGAGUACCAUCUCAUCCUCAUACUUCUUUGUAUAUAUGUAUGGUGGGAAGCGAUGCAGCAACUUCAUCAUCACUUAUGCUGAGCAUGUACUGGAAUACGAAGCUGCCCAACACUGCCAUGCCCCUAGCAAUAAAAAAUUCCCUCCCAGCUAAGGAAGCUAGCACUGUUUGGUCCUCCUCCUUCGCAAAAAAGGAAUUUCAGAGCUUACACAGCCACGGCUUUGGCUACAUCUACGCCGCCACGGAAGACCAACUCCACGACAACUCAAACGGCGCCAUCUUCUUCAAGCCCGCCGCCUUACACAAAGGCAACGCCGACGGCAUGACCUUAGGAUUCUCAACGCCCGAGAAAGGCGCCGUUUUCUUGCCACGGUCGGAAUCCAAAAAGAUCCCGUUUUCCUCCCGGGAGAUGCCCCAAAUCCUCAGCCGGUUCUCCAUAAAACCCGAUUCCGAUGAAGCUCGGAAGAUGCAGACAACCAUCAAAGAAUGCGAAGAUCCCGCUCUCAAAGGAGAAAAGAAGCAGUGCGCCACGUCACUAGAAUCCAUGAUCGACUUUGCCGAAUCCAAGCUGCAGGGGAAGCAGGGGAAGAAGAUCCGGGCGGUAUCGACGGAAACCAUUGCCGGAAAUACGUCAUCCCUCCAGAAGUACACCAUUUCAGGCGUUGAGGAAUUGAACGAAGAUGGCGACGGGAUUGUGGCCUCCCACAAGCAGAGCUACGGAUACGCUGUCUUCUACUGCCACAAAACAGAGACGACGGAUGCUUUUAAGGUUUCCCUGGUCGGAGCUAACGGAGCACAGGUAAUCGCGGCGGCGGUUUGCCACAAAGAUACUUCCGGUUGGAACCCAAAGCAUUUGGCUUUCCAGGUGCUUAAGGUCAAGCCAGGGACUGUUCCCGUUUGCCAUUUCCUGCCGGAGGAUCACGUUGUCUGGUUUGCUAACAACUAAUUAUGUGCAACGUAUAUAUAUACCCAACUCUGCUUCAGCUCUUCGCCGGCCCCUGUUACUUCCCUUUUCUAUCAAUGUUAAUAUACUCCGUAAUUCCGUAUAUCUAGGCCAGGCCAGCUUGACAGCCACAACAUACAUGUAUGUGUAAUAUAUAACCGUGUAUAAUGAAAUAACAAGGCUGACAAUAAAAGAGUUGAUGGUGUUUUAUGCUUUGUACUGCCUCCAUCCCAUUUCAUGUGUCUCACUUUUAUUUGGUACGAUUAUUAAUAAAGCGG